Molecule: messenger RNA, 861 nt
Organism: Paramacrobiotus metropolitanus
Lineage: Eukaryota; Metazoa; Tardigrada; Eutardigrada; Parachela; Macrobiotidae
Product: melanopsin-A-like
Exons: 1
Coding region: 1-861 (286 amino acids)
Biological process (GO): G protein-coupled receptor signaling pathway
Cellular component (GO): membrane
Molecular function (GO): G protein-coupled receptor activity
Source: RefSeq, a predicted model, not a curated record
AUGCUCUGUACCCCCACACUGCGCACUCCCUUCAACGUGUACCUGAUUAAUCUCCUGGUUACGAACAUUCUACAAAUCACUCUACAAGUCCCGCUGGAAAUUUCCAGCGCCUUAUUCUCCCGCUGGUGGAUGGGAUGGACGGCGUGCACUGUAUACUUAUUCGCCAACAAUGUGCUCAUCGGCGUAAUCAUGGCAUCCCAUGUCCUCAUAUCGGUGAACCGCGUCUGGGCGCUAACAUAUCAUUUGCAUUAUAAGCACCAUCAUACACUUCGGACUGCCAUUCAGCUCUGUAUUUUUGUAUGGGUUUGGGUGCACGUGAUUGUUGUACCGGGAAUUGUCUCAGAUGCGCUGUAUUACAGACGACCUUUGGAUAAAUUUGGUUGCUCAAUUAACACGUCCGCUCAGCCAAAAUGGGCAUUGGCCAAACAUUUUCUGGGAUACAUUUUGCCGUUGGUGGCUGUAAUUCUCACGUUUCCGUAUAUCUUGGGAAAGCAGCUACUAAGAAAACGCGUGGGAGUUGUGGGUGGCGGUAUCACACAGCAUAUUACGCGGAAUCAGAUUGGUAUUGAAAAUUCCGAUAAUUCCGUUACUGAAUCAAGGAAAGGAAAGAGAAGCGAAAGAUUAUCAAAGAUCUGGACCAGAGGCACAGUUUUAUAUGUUCUCAUGACCGUUUCUUUACUGGCAACUUGGACACCAGGACGUGUUUAUUUCACGAUUAAGCUUUUCAUCAAUGUGGACAAUGCUAGUGUUUUCCAGAUUUGCUAUGUGCUUUUUGCGUUGCAGUCAGUUUUCGAUCCGGUGCUGUUUGCAAUAGCACUCAAAGAAUUACGGCCAUUUGGAUGUAGAAUGUCUGUGCACUAG